Molecule: messenger RNA, 1660 nt
Organism: Dimorphilus gyrociliatus
Lineage: Eukaryota; Metazoa; Annelida; Polychaeta; Dinophilidae
Source: the annotation of a GenBank genome assembly
UAUGGCUAGAAUGGGGGUUAAAGGGCGCUGCGUAGUGUCAGGUGUAAUAAGAUUAGAGAAAUUAUCGACAAUCUACCUUCCUUAUUCCUACGAACCCCUGAAGUACGAAUAUAAUCGAGACGUGGCAGAGCAGAGCUCAUAUCACGCCAAAAGCAAGGCGCUUUUUACAGUUGGAAACGACUUAAUACAUUCCAUCGAUAUUUCCAACCCAUACUCGCCAACCGUUACCCACUAUACUCGUGUGGCCGGUGGAGAAUUGACGGACGUCGAAGUGUGUGACGACAAAUUGGCCGUCACAUGGGACAAUAAAGUGGAUCCUAUAGAUGGAAAGGUUUUUGUUUAUGACAUUGCUAAAACUGGUGACCUUGCGUUAUCGGUUGAAGUAACUGUAGGUGCUGUCCCAGAUAUGUUACAGUGGACGCCUGAUUGUAAGAGAUUAGUAGUUGCUGUCGAAGGCGAAAUGCGUGUAAUAAAUGGCCAGUUUGUUGAUCCGGAAGGCUCCAUUGCUGUUGUUCGAAUUGACGGUGGCCAAUACGAGCUAAAGAGAGCUAAUUUCUCAAAAUUUAAUGAUCUAGCUGAUUACUACGUUUCCAAAGGCGUACGUUGGGUUUAUAGGAAAAAUGGCUCCACGUUUGCCCAGGAUUUGGAGCCUGAGUAUAUAGCCUUGAAUAAAGACGGAAAAACGGCUUACAUCAGUCUACAAGAAAAUAAUGCCGUUGCGGUUAUGGAUGUGGAAAAAGCGGAAAUCUUAGAGCUGUACGGAUUAGGCAGCAAAAGUUGGUCAAACUUGAGUAUUUCGUUAGAUGGAAGCAAUCAUCUAAGCGACUUGCCAUUACAUAGCCUUUAUCAGCCAGAUACGAUAAAAUAUUUCGAAUUUGAAGGAAAAGAAUACAUUUUGACCGCAAACGAAGGUGAAGAGAAGGAAUACGAGAAACUCAAUUUCACAGAUGGUGUUAGCAUUGCUGAACUAAUAGAAAAAAACGCUAUAAAUGAUGAACUGAGAGAGCGUCUAAAUGACGAUGAGAGAAUCGGUCGGCUACGAGUGAGUUCGAUUGACGGUCUAGAUGAAAAUGGACUGCACGAAACUCUGCACGCCUACGGGGCCAGAAGCUACUCUAUCCGUCGGGCGUCAGAUUUGUCAUUGAUAUACGAUUCUGGUGAUGACAUUGAAAAAAACAUUCAUAAGCAUAUUCCAUACGUGCUUGGAUCUAACGGCAAAGACAUUGACAAAACCCCAGAGGGCGCGGCCGGUUCCAGGUCUGCAAAGAAAGGGCCGGAAACAGAGAACGUCGACGUGGGCAGGGCAUUCAAAAAGACUCUAUUGUUCGUCGCUAACGAACGGCCCGGCGUGAUUUUGAUCUAUUCUUUCGACCGUCAGCUCGCGUCUAACUUUGAAAGUAUUCAUUACGCUGGAGGGCAAGGUCGAUCGUGGUUGAAUUUGUAUGAGAAUCGAGCGACUGCUGACGUCGACCCGGAAGAUAUCAAGUUUAUUCCGGAAGAACAAAGUCCCCAUUCCAAGCCCAUGCUCAUCGUUAGUGGAACAACAAGCGGUACAGUUUCCUGCUAUCAAGUAGUCGAUGAUUUACCGGAAGAAAAAAGAGAAUUUGCUCCCACGCCAUCCGUUUAUUUUCCACACUUGGAAGAUUCAUCAACUGAUUAG